This is a messenger RNA of Vitrella brassicaformis, 1262 nucleotides long. Lineage: Eukaryota; Vitrellaceae. The record is from the annotation of a GenBank genome assembly.
CUACUCAUUCACCUGCAGCUGCCGGAUCGUGUUGGUCAGCUCGGCCUUCUCCCACUCGUGUCGGGCCCGCAUGGCCGCCAUUUUCCCCUGAUUGAUAGAUAAAUGGAGAAAGGAAGGAAUGCCACAUUGAGUCACUUUGGGCAUCAAGGAGUUGGACACCGACACGGUGGACCUCCUUGACCACCUUGCUCACGAUACCAGAGCGGCGCAGCGACCCAAUGGGCACCCAUCCAUUCGUCUGCUCACUUCCACUCCUACUGCCGCCGAACUCAACUGUCGGCGUCUCCAUCGCACGCCGGCGCGUUCAGGAGGUGCGUGAGGGUCGAAAGAAGAUGCCGACGAAUAUAAAAUGUAGGCAACGAUUUUGUGGCCCCGACUGCCUGCAGAGUCAGUGCAGACGGACAACUAUCUCAAUACGUGCAGGAGGCGGAGCGGGAAACGUCGCCUGCGAUGCCCAUCUUCGUACCUCUGUGUGUGUGUGUGUGUGUGCCGUCUGGACCUUCUUGAGCUGUGCAACGGCGGGUUCCUUGCACCUCUCGAGCUCCUGCAGGCACAACACGCACACACGUCGCAAUGGAAUGGCACCCACCUCCCGUGUCAUCCCCCAUCCAUCCAUCCAUCCAUCUAUGUAUGUAUGUGUGUAUGUAUGUAUGUAUGUAUGUGAGCAUACCCGUCGGCUGUUGCGGAGGCCGGAGUUCUCGCGUGUCACUGUCGCCAACCGCUCGCGCGCCUGUAAGUGCACGGACCGACACAUAAACACACAGGCAGGCAGUCAACACACGAAUGUCCAUGAGCCCGCCCAGCGCCACGUUGCUCACUCUUGACACAUUCUGCUGGUAGGCCUCACACUUGGCGCGGAAGUCGGCCGCCUCUUCCUCCUGGCUGGUCAGCCGCUCCUUUAGCUCCUUCUUCUCGACUGCCGGCAUGGAUGGCGGAUACGCACAGACAUGCCGCAAAGAAUCGAUCAAGGAACUGCCUCUCUCUCCUCGUGUGUGGCUGCUCUGCCCCUCUUGUGCAACUGACACUCACCGGUGAUUUCGCGGAUGUGUUCUUGCCGGAGGUCGCGGCUACUCUGGUCCCUAUGCAUCUCCCCUGCACAGAUAAAUACACACCGAGAGCAAAGCCGCGCAUGUGUGUGUGUACUUGACGAUACAAUCAAUGCAUUGAUUGUGGGCGGUUUGCUCACUCUUGGCCCAGUCCCGGUCCGCUAUCAGCGCCUCGAUGUCCUCAAUCAAAGCCCUGUAACUCGAGUACUGGGCCAU